CGCUAAAUUUCAUACCCAACAAUCAAACUCAUUUGAAAGAAGUAAUUUUGUCAUAAUUUUGUCAUAAUAAAUAAUAAUUUGGUAAAGGUCAAAGGCAAAAGGAUGGGUUUACAAGAGGACAUGAAAAUUGCUGUGAUUUGUUCGAGUAACAUGAAUCGAAGCAUGGAAGCACACGCCUUUCUCGCCAAAAAGGGUUUCAACGUAGAGUCCUUUGGCACCGGAGAUAAGGUGAAAUUACCCGGUUCUGCGCCCGACAAGCCCAACGUGUAUGAAUUCGGAACAACAUACGAAUUUAUUUAUCAAGAUCUUCUUACGAAGGACAAAUCUUUAUAUACUCAAAAUGGACUUUUACACAUGCUGGAUCGAAAUCGCAGAAUAAAACAAAAACCUCAAAAGUUUCAAACCGCCGCUGUCAGAUUUGAUGUCAUAAUUACUUGUGAAGAACGAGUUUAUGACCAAACCGUAGAUUAUUUGAACUCAAAAAUUCCUGACGACAAUGUUCCUGUUCACGUCAUUAACAUUGAUAUUCAAGAUAACCAUGAAGAGGCAACCAUUGGAGCUUUCUUAAUCUGUGAGCUGACUGGCAUGUUGGCAGAUGCUGAAGACUUGGACAACGAAAUUGACGAAUUGUUACUGGAAUUUGAAGCAAAAGCCCAACGAAACAUCCUUCAUUGCAUCAUGUUUUACUAAUAAGAUUAUUUAUAUGCCUUAUGUUAUUUAUAUUUCCAUAAGAGUAAAGUAUAUUUUUUGAUAUAUGUACAUAUGUA
Molecule: messenger RNA, 767 nt
Organism: Folsomia candida
Lineage: Eukaryota; Metazoa; Arthropoda; Collembola; Entomobryomorpha; Isotomidae
Gene: Ssu72
Product: RNA polymerase II subunit A C-terminal domain phosphatase SSU72
Exons: 6
Coding region: 103-690 (195 amino acids)
Biological process (GO): termination of RNA polymerase II transcription
Cellular component (GO): mRNA cleavage and polyadenylation specificity factor complex; nucleus
Molecular function (GO): RNA polymerase II CTD heptapeptide repeat phosphatase activity
Source: RefSeq, a predicted model, not a curated record